This is a messenger RNA of Caenorhabditis remanei, 1218 nucleotides long. RefSeq lists its product as uncharacterized. Lineage: Eukaryota; Metazoa; Nematoda; Chromadorea; Rhabditida; Rhabditidae. The record is from RefSeq and is a predicted model, not a curated record. The transcript has 7 exons. The coding region runs from base 1 to 1218 and encodes 405 amino acids.
AUGAGUAAUUACGAAGAUUUGCCGUGUUCUAUUCACUUCCCAAGGCAGUCUGGCGAAGUAUCACAUCAACCACGAGUCGUUGAGGAUUCCGAGAGUCCAGUCACUCAUCGAGUUCCCCCACCACAAGCCGAACAAGUUCGAGUUUCAGUACCAGCGACAACAACUAUUGCAGCUCAAAGAAAGAAAUCUUGCCUCUCAACAACAACAAACAAUUCAAGAAAGGAGCCGCCUACACAUCCAGCGCUUCGUCGAAAAACCGUUGCAUUUGGAAGAACUGUGAACGUUUCGCAGACUGUAGAGGGGACUUCGCGACAUUCGAAAAAAGCUCUCGCUUCGCCUUCUUCCACAUCUUCCCCAGUUCAAAAUCAGAAAAUGACGGAAGAGAAUCAAGAAGAUGAUUGGCGAGAUGUUAUGAAAAAUGAGAUAAAUGUUAUGCGAAAAGAAAUGCAAGAAGAGACUACAAAACGGCAAGAAGAACUCAAUGCGCAGAACUUGAGCAAAAUGCAGGAAAUGAUGUCUCAGUUUUUUCAGCAAAUAACUGUUGCAAAGCCAGCCGCUGACAAUACUCACAGGGAAAAAGAGAAUCUCUAUGAGCCAGCACGACAAACAAGGCAGCAAAAACCUGCAAGUAAAAUUGCUUUGGCACGUGAAGUUGUAAAGAAAGAAGGCAUCAUUCCUCCAGAAGCAUUAACGAUUUUGGAACAACGAGUCAGAUCGGAUCCACUAUUCAGACAACAAAUUGAUAAUGUACUUGCUGAUGCUGAAUGUGAUGCCAACAGAGCUGCUUAUUCUCCUCCACCACCACUCUCUGAAGCAAGAUAUACAGGCGGAACUGCAGUAAAUCCAGCAUUAAUGAGAGAAACAUUGACUGUUGAACGAAGUAUUCGAUAUGGAAAUGGACUUUCUUCGAUUGAUUCAAGGCAGUGGACCACUGAAAGGAAUGAUAACAGAGCUCAUGAUAACUUCCGCCCUUACGAAUCUGAGCCUCCAUAUCAAUCGAUGUAUCAAAAAGGACAAAGUGUCAGCUAUUAUCCAUCGGAAGCAGUCGGAAAUACGCAUCGAAACAAUCGGACUGGCUACUACGUUGAUGAUAGUUCGGACCAAGAAGAAGAGAUCGUCGCUGGUGGACGUGGCAGAAACUACCACGAGCCAGUGGAAACGGAGACGGCUGCCGAACGAGAACGGAGAAUUCGGGAGAAGUAUGCCCGUAAAAAAUGA